This is a messenger RNA of Plasmodium adleri (nom. inval.), 3138 nucleotides long. Its product is annotated as deoxyribodipyrimidine photo-lyase, putative. The transcript has 2 exons. Gene Ontology annotation, biological process: photoreactive repair. Bases 1 to 3138 code for a protein of 1045 amino acids. NCBI's taxonomy places the organism in Eukaryota, Apicomplexa, Aconoidasida, Haemosporida, Plasmodiidae. The record is from RefSeq and is a predicted model, not a curated record. Gene Ontology annotation, molecular function: deoxyribodipyrimidine photo-lyase activity.
AUGGCAAGUGAUAAGGAUAAUAAUAAAGUAGAUGUCAUGUUGUAUGAACCCCUUAAAAAUAAAGAUUCUAAUAUCUUGGAGAAAUGUCAACAUAUAAAAAAAUUAAAUGAAGAAAACAAAAAGGAAAAAAUAAUUAUAGAUGGACAAGAAAAUAGCUUGGAUGAGAAAAGAAAAAAAAACAUAAUAAAAAAUAAUGAAGAUAUAUUAAGAAAUGGCAAUAAUAAUAUGAAAAAUGAUAAUAAACCUCAGGUACAUAUAAAUAAAGGUAUUACUAUAUCUGACAAAAAAAAUAAUAAAAAUGAUAUUUCAAUCAUAGAAGAAUCCAAAAGAAUGGAUCUAAUGUCUUCUUAUGAUGAAGAAAAAAAAGAAAUUACAACAAAUGAAAAGGAAAACGAUGUGAACGAGAAAAAAAAAAAAAACAUAAUAAUAAAUAAUGAAGACAUACUAAAAGAUAAUAAUAAUAAUAUGAGAAAUAAUAUACUUAAUAUGAAUGUAAAUAAAGAUGAAAAUAUAUUAUCUGAAAAAGGUAAUAAGACAGAUAUAUCAUCUAUCUUAACAGAUGAAAAUAAAAAAAAACAAGUUUCCUUUUUUUCACAGGUAGAGAAAAAUAUUAUUCAACAAUCAAAAGGAAAUAUUGAAAAAAAAAAAAAAAAUAUAAAUGAAGAAAAAGAAGAAAAGGAAGAAUUAUAUUCUAAAGAAACAACUAAUAAUAUAUUAUCUACAGAACAAUUUAAUGAAGAUAUUUCAAAUACAAAAAUUUUGAAAAAAAAUGAAAUUCAUAAUAAACCUACUGAAAAAAAUAAUAUAAGUGUAAAAGAAAAAAAUCAUAUAAAUACAUCUUCAAAAAGUAAUAUAUAUAUUGUUUGGAAAAAGAAUAUAUCUGUUUCUUCUCAACAGAAUAUAUCUGUUCCUUCUCAAAAAAAUAUAUCUGUUUCUUCUCAAAAAAAUAUAUCUAUUCCUUCUCAAAAAAAUAUAUCUAUUCCUUCUCAAAAAAAUAUAUCUGUUUCUUCUCAAAAAAAUAUAUCUAUUCCUUCUCAAAAAAAUAUAUCUAUUCCUUCUCAAAAAAAUAUAUCUAUUCCUUCUCAAAAAAAUAUAUCUAUUCCCUCACAAAAUAAUAUAUCUAUUCCCUCACAAAAUAAUGCCCCUACAAACACACUUAUAACAUCUCAAAAUAAUAAAGUGACAAAAAUUAUUAAAUCAAUUAAUGAGAAAGAACAGAAUAAAGGAAAUGAUAGAAAGACAAAAUAUAACGAUAAUAAUAAUACUAAAAAUUUAACUUGUAGUUCAAAAAUAUUAAGAAAAGAUUUGAACAAACAAAAAAGUAACACAGAGGUAUCUAAAAAGAAUACACUAAAUAUAUGUUCAUUUGCUACUAAUACUAUUAAAGAAACCACUCUCAUUAGUGAUAAAAAAAAAAAAAAAAAUCCAUAUGAAACAUCUUUAGAAACUAAAUUAAAUAUUUUGAAUAAGAGAGUUAGAUGCUUGACAUCAUUCGAACAUUCUAAAGAUGGUUCAACAAACAUACGAAAUAAUCAAACUGCUGGAAAAUUUAAGGAGUUGUUAUUAUCUCAUGAAUCUAUUACAAAAAAUAAUAAGAUAACAAAUGGUGGCAAUCUUUUGAAUAAUAAUAUAUCAUGUGAUAAUAUGAAUAGCAACAAUAUAAGUCCUGAACAUAAUUCAUGUGAUUAUAAUAAAAAUAAUGUUCUCUUAUUAUUAACGAGAGAUUUUAGGAUUAAAGAUAACUGGGCCCUCAUAUAUGCAUAUGAACAAGCCAAAAAAAAAAAAACUAAUUUAUAUGCAUGUACCUAUUUAAAUAGAAAAGAAGAAUUUCCUAAAAGACAUAUAGAUAUCAAAUUAAAAGUUUUAAAAAAUUUAGAAGAAAACAUGAAAAAACAAUUGAAUAUACCAUUUUAUGUAUUAGCAAUUUAUAUGAUAGAUGAAUUUAUGGAAUUUCUAAGAAUUCAUGAAAUAAAAACUAUUAUUUGUGAUUUUAAUCCCUUAAAUGAGACUAAAACAUUUAUACAAAAUUUAGUAGAAUUAUCAAAUAAAAAAAAAAUAAAAAUAAUUCAAGUGGAUUCACAUAAUAUUGUUCCCAUGUGGAUAACAUCUAAUAUAGAAGAAAAUUCUUCAAGAACUAUAAAACCAAAAAUACAAACACAUCUUUCAACUUUUCUUAUUGAAUUUAUACAAUUAGAAAUGUUUGAUCAAACUAUCAAAUAUCCUGAACCAUUUUCUAUAUCUGAAGUUUUUAAUAAACUCACAGUAUAUAUUCCUUGUCCUGUCUUAUUGAACUUUGUAUGUACUGAGGAAAAGGCUCAUGAAACAUUACAAAAUUUCUGUUCAUACAAAUUGGAAAAAUAUAACUUGAAGAAAAAUGAUCCCAACAGUGAAAUGACUAAUCUGUUGACACCUUAUAUUAACUUUGGAAUUAUCUCAUCUCAAAGGUGUGUUUUGGAAGUCAACAAGUACGCACACAACUUCCCUUCCAUUAACACCAUCCGUGGAAAAGAAACAUUCAACGAAGAAAUUGUAAUGAAAAAAGAGCUAGCUGACAAUUUCUGUUAUUACAAUAAAAAUUAUGACAAUUUUAAUGGAGGAAAAGACUGGGCAAAAGAUUCUUUAAAAAAACACGAUGCAGAUAAAAGAGAAUAUUUAUAUGAUUAUGAAGAUUUCAAAAAUGCUAAGACACAUGAAGAUUUAUGGAAUUGUGCUCAAUUGCAAUUAAUUAAUGAAGGUAUAAUUCAUGAAUUUUUGAGAAUGUAUUGGUGCAAACAAAUUCUGAACUGGUCAGGUAAUUCGAAAACAGCUUUAAAAUAUGCCAUGAAAUUAAAUGAUGAUUUUUCUAUUGAUGCAAAAAGUCCAUAUGGAUAUGUUUCAAUAAUGUCCUCAAUUAUGGCAGUACAUGAUCAAAGUUGGAAUGAACGAAAUAUAUUCGGAAAAAUUAGAUAUAUGAAUUAUAAUAGUUGUAAGAGACAUUUUGAUAUUAACUAUUACAUGCAAAAAUAUCCAAGAGGAAAAGAAAACGCCUUAAUUGUUCAGAAAAUACCAACCAUAACAUUUUCCAAUUAUAUAAGAAAAAGAAAAAAUGAUAAUUUAACUUUACCACAAUGCAGAAAAGAAAAACGUGAAAAGAAAUAA